AUGACUACUGCGGUGGCUGUCGGUACUCCUCUCGCGGAGGCCCUGGGCCAUGUUAUCCAGCCCAAGCUGGUCGAAAUGGGCUGGAGUUCCGAAGGGGGCGACGAUUCAGCCUUGACCGAAUAUGUGAUUCUGAUGCUGGUCAACGGGAAGACCCAGGAACAGAUCGCCGGAGAACUUUCCAAUGACUUGUUGGGACUUGGCGAAGGGGAUACACAGGCGCUGGACUUUUCGAGAUGGUUGUUUGAGCAGGUCGAUGUUUUGAGCAGGCAGAUCAACGGUGGGGGCGCGCCGUCGGGCGAUACUCAUGUUAUUCCGACUGUUGAGCAAGAGUCGGGUGCUCCUCAGCCUUGGGGUGAUGGUGGCGGGCAGAAUGUGGAGAUGGGAGAUGUGUCGAUGAAUGAUCAAAUUCCGACCGGGCCAAAGGCAAUGCGGAAUGGCCGAGGAGGACGGAGAGGAGGGAUGCUUAACCAAAUAAACAGAACGAUGGACCGUACCGCAGACUCGUCUUUACAUCGCAUUCGUGGCCAACCGGGCGCUGGGCGGAUAAACUCUCACCGUGACCAGAGGGGUAACCGUUUCCAGAAUGGCGGCCGGAUGCAUGGUGGACGGCAGAUGGGUGGAAUGGGCAUGCAGGGCAACCAGAUGGUGAACAUGAACUCGCAAGAUCAGAUGCACCUCAUGUCUUUACUGGAAGAACAGGCGAGGAUGAUGGCUCAGAUUAUGCCCGGAUUCAUGCCCCCCGCGAUCAACCCGGCUUUCCAGCAGAACGGUCCUCAGCAGGGACGCUCGUUGUUCGAUCGCGUUGAGCGUCAGGGGCCACGUCCCUUUGGAAACCAGGGACAGCAGCGAAACACCGGCGGCGGCGACGACAUGGAUAUGACCGAUCAGCCCAAGGAGGGAGAACAGCAUGACGAGAACAAUACCAACUCUCCUUGCCGCUUCAACCUGCGAUGCACUCGGCCAGACUGCCCCUAUGCGCACCAGUCCCCCGCGGCUCCGCAGGGUGCCCCGAUUGACCCGGCAGAUCACUGUACGUAUGGAGCAGCGUGCAAGAACCGGAAAUGCACUGCCCGUCAUCCUUCGCCCGCAGUCAAGUCUGCACACCAGGCAGAGGCGAUGUGCAAAUUCUUUCCCAACUGCGCAAACCCCAACUGCCACUUCAAGCACCCGUCUAUGCCUCUCUGCCGCAACGGCGCCGACUGCACAGCCGAAGGCUGUGAAUUUACGCAUCUCCAAACGGCGUGCAAGUUCAACCCUUGUCUUAACCCUACCUGCCCGUACAAGCAUGCCGAUGGCCAGCGAGGUUCAUUCGGCGACAAGGUCUGGUCGGCCGACGGUCAGGAGAAAUCCCAUGUCAGCGAGAGGAAAUUUGUUGCCGACGAGAAUGAAGAAGAGGAAGAACUGAUCAAGCCCGGUGCUGGCAACGAGGGUUCUUCUCAGGAGAUUGUGACGUGA
Molecule: messenger RNA, 1455 nt
Organism: Aspergillus glaucus CBS 516.65
Lineage: Eukaryota; Fungi; Ascomycota; Eurotiomycetes; Eurotiales; Aspergillaceae
Product: mRNA-binding protein NAB2
Exons: 2
Coding region: 1-1455 (484 amino acids)
Biological process (GO): regulation of mRNA stability
Cellular component (GO): cytoplasm; nucleus
Molecular function (GO): poly(A) binding
Source: RefSeq, a predicted model, not a curated record